AUGUCGACACCGACGGUUGACGCAUCUGGUGCAUCCACACGCACGGCGAUCCGGUACCAAGACAGCAUCGGCUCGCUUAGCCGCAGCGAAAAGUCGGUGCAGCGCAUCCUCUCGCAGUCGACACGGAUCCACGUUUUGCGAGAUAAACUCGAUGAGCGAUCAGUCGAGGAGUUGGAAGCGUCGGCUCAGCAGUUGGGCGCGCAGCUGACAACAAGCGCCGAAUCAGCGAAUAUAGUGGUGACGGCAAUCAAGGCGCCUAAAAGGAUAUUGAAGUGGAUUCCGGACGGGGAGGCGAAUGUCGUACCGCCAAGGACGGAGAGAGGUGAGACGGGCAGAGCAAGGGAAGAGGUACAGAGAGUGGAAAGGCAGCUCGGGGAGGAGGUGCUGAGGGAUUGGAGACGCUUUGUUGUUACACCGCAGUGGCUGGAUGCGGUCAAGGCGGAAGCAAGGUUGGUGGAUCCAGACCUGUUUGCAGUUGUCGCGAUCAAGGAUGAGUCCAAAACGCUAGAGAGCAAACCCUCUGCUACCAGCGAUCGAAAGAGAAAGCACAGUCCAAGCGGUUCACCGCUGCUCGCACCAUCGCACCAUGCAUCACCACCUGCCGUCCUCCGACGCAAGCACUUGUCGUCGUCCCCCACCCCUACAACCGCGUCCUCCUCGUACUACGAUGCCAUCUACCCACCCGCUCCCUGUCCACGCUGGCAAAACACGCGUUACGCCUGUCGUCGACCCUCGCCGCUCCACUCUCCCAACCAAGCACUCAUCACCGAACUCGAGCUCAUCCGCACCGAACGUCGACUCACCGGAGACACGUACUCAGAAAUGGCGUACAUGCGCGCCAUCUCGGCACUCAAAGCCUUCCCCUUCCCUAUUCCCGAUCGCAUCCUCGAUCCUCCAGAAGUGUUCGACCCGGCAUUGUUGGAGUUACGCCUGAGCGAGGUGGAGAAGCUCAAAGGGGUGGGAAAGAAAGUGUUUUCGCUCAUCAAACAGUUUUAUGCGUCCGAGAACAAGAGUGGCGAGAGGAUCGUGGAGGCCAAGGUGAUAGCGAGGGAUCCAGCCGUGUACAUCAUGAACGCAUUCACAGAGCUGUACGGAAUUGGACCGAUCGGUGCAAGGGAAGCGUACAACUCAGGAGCUAGGAGCUUCAGCGAUGUGUUGCACAGAGGCAAGUCGCUGGCGACACACCUAUCGGUGCAGGAGUCGGUGCGUAUCCUAGCAGAUCUUAGGAAGCCAAUUGGAAGGGAAGAGUGUCGGUCCAUCACAGCGCACAUCAUGGCGCUGGUCAGAUCAAUGUUAGCCGACGACGUCGAGGUCAAGUACGAGAUAUGUGGUGGGUAUAGGAGGGGAAAGGAGAGCACGUAUGAUGUAGACAUCAUCAUCGGUCAUAGCGAACCACCCAGUCGAGCGCUCCACAUGAGGCUGCUGAACGAGAUGAAACGAAAGGGACUCAUCACGCACUUGGUCAACGUCAGCACACCCGCCUCCUCGUACCUAGACCCCGACACCACAAUCCAUGACAAACACACGCCACCACCAGUGCACAUUGAUAUCGCUAACAUCGUCGUCCUACCCCCGCUCUCGGACCGCACCCAUUUAGCGAUGCAUCGAAGGGUCGAUCUCGUGUUUUGCCCACUGCGCGUCUACGGCGCCACCGUCCUCGGUUGGACGGGAAGCAUGACAUUUGAACGCGACCUCCGACUCUGGGCCAAAAGCAAAGGCUUCAACUUCAGCUUUGAUGGGCUCACCAAUCUCGCUGACGAGUCUCUCGUAGACACCACCGACGAAAAGGCUGUCUUUGACGCGUUGGACUUGCAGUACAUGCCUCCAGAAUGGCGAAAUUGCGACGCUUGA
This is a messenger RNA of Mycosarcoma maydis (corn smut), 1851 nucleotides long. RefSeq lists its product as uncharacterized. Gene Ontology annotation, cellular component: nucleus. The transcript has a single exon. Gene Ontology annotation, biological process: double-strand break repair via nonhomologous end joining. The record is from RefSeq and is a predicted model, not a curated record. Gene Ontology annotation, molecular function: DNA-directed DNA polymerase activity; DNA binding. Bases 1 to 1851 code for a protein of 616 amino acids. Lineage: Eukaryota; Fungi; Basidiomycota; Ustilaginomycetes; Ustilaginales.